AUGGCUGAACAGUACGACGUGGUUGUUGUUGGGGCCGGCAUGGCCGGCAUAAUAGCUGCACGCAACCUCUCUGAACGCGGCCUUUCUGUCGCUCUACUCGAAGCGCGGCCCCGUCUCGGCGGACGGACCUACACGGAUUCUGCCUUGGAUGGGACACUUGAACUUGGCGGAGGCUACGUGCACUGGACACAGCCACACAUCUGGACGGAGCUGCAGCGCCACGGCAUGGCAGACUUGCAACCGCCGCUGCCCUCGGAAAGAGUAUACUGGCUUGCUGACGGCAAAGUCCAUUCCGGAACUGAGAGCGAAUGGCUGGCGAUUGCUCAACCACUGGUCGAGCGGCUUUUCGCGGACGCUCGUACGCGAUUUCCGAUGCCCUAUCAGCCGGAUGUGGUUGACAACACGGAUGUUGAAUCGCAAACGCUCCGUGAGCGGAUCGACUCUCUGGGACUGUCGCAGUAUGAACGAGACGUUCUGGAAGGGCCACUGUCGGGUAUGAUUCACUCCUGCAGCAGACACGGCGCAGCGCAGCUUCUGCACGGUGCGGCAACUACGUUCGGCGAUUAUGGCGGAUUGUUAGAGACGGGAGGGUCUUGGGCCUUGCCGCCAGGAGGCACGAAAAAGCUCAUUGAUUCGAUUUUGGCCGAAUGUCCGUCGGCCAAGGUCCACCACUCGUCUGCUGUCAGCGCAAUCACCGACAACGGCUCUCGGGUAACCGUAACUACCCGCGCCGGGACUCAGUUCACGGGCCGCGCUGCUGUCAUUGCCGUUCCCAUCAAUACUAUCCGGGACAUUAAAUUCACGCCGAACCUAACACCAGCCGUUCGCGCCGUGCUCGACAAAGACGACGGAGCCCCAAACCCCGUCAGAGCAUGCAAAGUCUGGGCACGCGUUCGGGGCCACGUAGCUCCCUUCUCCGCCCUCGCACCCGCCGGCAAACACCCCGUCUCCGCAGUGCGUGUCGAAAAGCGCUGGCAAGGGGGCGACACGCUGGUGCUGUGCAUGUGCGCAGACGCCUCUGCAAUCCCGUCCGCUCCCGACGCCCGCCGCGAGGUUGUGGAAGCGGCGCUGAGGGCGUUCGUCCCGAGCAUCGAAGUCGUUGAUACGGCAAGCCAUGACUGGGUAAAGGACGAGUUUUCCCAGGGUGGAUGGAUGAUGCAUAGACCGGGUGGGUUCACGGGAGCGGCGGUGGAGAUGCGCAAGCCCCAUGGGCGGGUGCAGUUUGCGGGGAGUGACAUUGCCGUCAUGGCGGCUGGUGCAAUUGAAGGGGCGAUGGAUAGCGGUGCGGCUGCUGCACGAAAGGUGAUUAAUGCGCUGGCGGAUGAGAAGCUGUAUCAGUCGAAGUGA
Molecule: messenger RNA, 1347 nt
Organism: Purpureocillium lilacinum
Lineage: Eukaryota; Fungi; Ascomycota; Sordariomycetes; Hypocreales; Ophiocordycipitaceae
Molecular function (GO): oxidoreductase activity
Source: RefSeq, a predicted model, not a curated record